AUGCUGCGCCACUCGCUCUCUACGCUUGGGCGAAGAUCCCUCCUCCCACCCGUCUCUACUACUGGCCUGCUGAGGAGAUAUCACUUUGACACGCAUCAUUUCGUCAGGAGGUUGGAGGAGGAGGGGUUGAGUCGGGCGCAGGCGGAGGGGAUUAUGACUGCUAUUGCGGAGGUUAUUGAUGAGAGCAUACGGAAUAUGACGGGUAAUAUGGUCACAAAAGCUGACCAGGAGAAGCAUCACUAUACGCAACAAGUCGACUUUGCGCAACUCAAGAGCGAGCUGCAGUUGAUGGAGAAGAACGACCUGUCAAUGAUCAAGGCAGAGAACGAACGCCUUGUUGCCGACAUUGACAAAUUGAAGGCCCGACUACGGGAGGAAGUGGCACGGACACAGGCAGGCGUCCGGCUAGACUUGAACCUCGAGAAGGGCCGUAUCCGGGAAGAGGCCAGCCGGCAAGAGCUCAAGAUGAAGGAAGUGGAUACCCGCAUUGAGCAAGAGAUUGCCGGUCUACGUGCAGCGAUCCAGUCAAGCAAGGCUACGACCUUGCAAUAUAUCGUCGGAUUCGUCACCGGUUGCUCUGCGCUGCUCAUGGCCUACUUGCGUUUCCGCGUAUAA
Messenger RNA from Peniophora sp. CBMAI 1063, 615 nucleotides. NCBI's taxonomy places the organism in Eukaryota, Fungi, Basidiomycota, Agaricomycetes, Russulales, Peniophoraceae. The record is from the annotation of a GenBank genome assembly.